GGUGAAAACUGGGACUGGAACAGGGACAAACGUGGAGAUGAUUUGCAAACAGGACGUGCUGUUGUGGUUUGAGAAACUCGAGAGCUACCAUCGAAUCGAAACGAUGUACGCCCUGCUCACCGCCUGCCUGCCAUUCGAGUUGCGCUUCCUGGGCACGCUGCUGGAGGAGCAGGGCCGGUGCGACUCGGAGACGCUGCGCGGCAUGGAGCUGCGGGCGAACAAUCCGCACGAGCUGGCCGCCGACAUGGUCAACUGCCAGAAGGGCGACCCCACCGACCGGAAGAUCCGGCGCAAGAUGGCCCUGUAUCUGGCGCUGAUUCGCGCCUGCAACCGGAACUGCGUUAGUGAGAUCUACCGUACUCUGGAAUGCUGGGGAGAGUGUGAUUUUGGCUGUAUCAACGAUCAGGACACGCUAUUGGAGCUGCUGCUCGUGUACACGAUGGCAGCCAUCCACCCGGUGUUCUCCAUGGAGGAGCAGAAGAAGAUCUUUGGCAUACUGGCCAAGAUCAAGGAGAAUAAGCUGGUGUCAGAGCGAUUUGUGCCGCAGAUGCAAGCACAAACACAGACGCCGGCGCCCCAGCAUCCGCACCCGCCGUCCCCACAUGACCUGAUCCUUCAGCAACCGCCGCAUGUGAUCCACCAGAUGACAGGACCACAGCCUCCGCCACCUCAUCCGCAGCAUCACCAGAUGGUGCAAAUGUUGCAAACGCCGCAAGGCAACAUCCCAUUGAUCUUUCCCCAGCACUUUCCCAAGAUUUUGAACAGCUCUGAUGGGACGCACCAGAUCAGUGUCGACGGCAUGACACAUCAGAUGUGCAUGCAGCCGAACAUCACCAUUCCAGGGGACACGAGUGCCAUCAUCGGUCACCAGCAAACGGGGUGGACGAUGCGCCACUACGUCCCACAACCGCCCCACCAACAGCCCGCUCUGCAGCAGCCGCAGAGUCUGGAUAAUCAAGUGCCACCGGCCAGUUCGCCUAUGCUGAGCCAGCAGUCAUCGCCCUCGAGCAGCCGCACCACGAGUCCCCAGCGGGACCGUUCCCUCAUCAACGUUCCACUGCAGGCGCAGCAUCAGCAGCAGCAGCCGAUGAGGAGCAUGUCGCAGCGACUGGCGGGUCAGAAGAAUGCGCGACGUCCAUCGGCGGAGACAACGCCGCCGCCCACCUCCAUUGGCGGCGAGCAGCAACAUGAAAGUAUCAACGAUGGCGGAAGCAGCAAUUCCAGCGGAACCAGCCUGCACAGCAUCAUCCGCAACGGUUUCCCGCGUCCAGGACACCACCAUCGAGUCAAGGCAAACACUUUCAUACCACAGCACCAGCAGCAGCAGCACUUUCAAAACCCCAACUACAACAUGAACGUUAUGAUGCAGAGUAUGAACUUGACCGACGAUGGUAGCGGUUCGAUGAUGGGCAUAAACUCCACCAAGAGUGCAGCCACCACGGGCAGUGAAUCGGGCAGCUCGAAUGGAUCUUGUGGCGACCUGUCGCCCUCGGAGACGCCGACGCCCACACAGCUCUCACUGCCACUGCACAGUUCAGUGGAUGCGGGCAUGGGCAUGAUCACUACGGUAUUGCCCACCGGCCUGGGCGGCUAUCAGCCGAAGCAGCACCACCUUAGCUACAAGCAGCAGCAGCAACUCAACUUGCAUCAGCGGCUAAACGGACGCAAUGGGAUGGAUAAGAGCUAUCAGCAAGUGUACACAACGGGCACGCAAAGUAUCGUGAGCGAUGCGCAGACUAUCAGUAGCGGCAGCCUGCAGCAACAACAGCAGCUCAUCAGCCAGUCGCCGGUGACCACUCCGACGUCAACGGUGCUCCUCCAGCCGCAACAACCACCGCCCACAGCCUACAACACGAGCUAUCCAUAUCACCAGCGAAUACCCCCGCCGCCACAGCAGAUAUUCCAGGCGCACAGUGCGCCGCCGCCGCAGACGGUACGCGGUGGCUACCGUUAUCCGAUGGUUCCGCAGCACAAUGGUGAGCUCAUCUACCCGGCCUUCCCCACGAGCCUGACGUUCCUGCCGAUGACGGCGGGCGGCACUCCCACGGCGGUAACGCCGCCCCAGCUUCAGAACCCGGCGGCGGUGGUCAGCACGAACGCGUUAACCGUGCAGACGGUACCGACGCCUCAGCAGCAACAGGUUCCCAGCACGACGCCGUACAGCGCGCUCACCGUCUGUCCCAUAACGGGAGCGGGCGGUGGCGGGAACGGUCAGAAAGUGAUCUCCUGCUACAACUGCGGAUCGCAGACGCACAGCGGUCGGGAGUGUCAGGAGGCGUCCAUGGAGGAUGUGACGCGGAGUGCCAGCUACAAGUUGGACUACUCGGAGACAAGCAUGGACACCAACUCCACGGGCGACCACCACAAGGAUGUGGGCGGUAUGCAGAUCAAUUCAGCGACGACUGCGGGGACGGUGGCCAGUACGGGGAAAUAAUACGGAGGGUCCAUAUGUUCACUUACAUAUAUGGAAAUAUAAUUACUGCUAUAUUAAUGAUUAUGCAUAAUCCUUACCUACUUAUACGAAUUACCAUUUAUUAUGAUUGUGUAGUGCGGAAAUCAAAUUUCUCGCCUUUGCCACGUCUCUUAGUUCGGUAAGCCUCUCAAUUCGCGUUAAUUCGAUUCGAGGAUCGGCAGGCGGCUGCCUAAGUCUUGACAACCCUUAUCCGUAAAUAAGAAUGAUUUAGAUGCGCCCUGCCCUGCCACAAACCACACCCACACACAUAGUCGAUAACGAAUUUUAGUCAUAUGCCACUCUUAAUAUUUCUACGUUAAGUUGAAUGUACAACAGCAAUAAGUAAUUAUCCUAAUCCGCGUUCCGUACACUCACUCACACGGGCAGAUGUUACAAAUGCCACGAUCGAAUUAAGCUAAAGAACCAUAACGUACGCCAUUACGCGACCACGAUGGGGCGUAACCAAACCGUAAACGUAACGAAGGAGAUGAAGUACCCUAGGAAAACAGAACACACGUAGCAUACGGAAUACCUAGCAAAUAUAUUAAAAUUGAUUAUGUGUAUAAACAAACGAGCGUAGCAGCACAAUGUGCAUAGUUAACCGACUUCUUAUUCCAAACAAACCUUCUGAUUUAUCACCACCCUACUCUAGUUACUGAUCCUUCAUCUAUUUAUUUGCAGCUCCUUUGUUUAAACAUGUAUUUUAGCAAUGUUUUUUUUGUACUUUAUAUAAAUACCUACAUACUUAUAUACAUAUAUAUAUAUAUAACUAUUAUUUUAAAGCAAACAAUCGUAUAUGAUACACUCUUAUGUGGAUAGGGCGUACAUUAUUGCUAAGCACUCUGUCUAAUUAUUAUUAUUAUUUUAUGUACUCACAACUUGACCCCCGAUGGGCAACUGUAUAUGUAUGAACUGGCCAAGUUAUGGAAAAUAACCGUUAAGGUCACGCCAAAACCCGCCCACGGUUGACCACAAAAUACAAUUGCCUGCCCUUAGUUUCUGAUGUAUAGACGUUGUUAAAAUUUUGUAAAGUCAGCAGGCGAACUGCAAGACAAUGAAAAGAGAAGCAAAUGAUUUACAUGAAAUACACACUUUUCUGAGUUUGCUGCUAAUGCGUAGGCAUGACAAAACAAUUAUUAUAUUUCAUUGAAAUAAUAAAAUCAAAUUGUUUCUAAAAUUCGAGUAACAAACACAAAGCUA
Messenger RNA from Drosophila subpulchrella, 3652 nucleotides. Its product is annotated as trithorax group protein osa. Bases 38 to 2434 code for a protein of 798 amino acids. Gene Ontology annotation, molecular function: nucleic acid binding; zinc ion binding. The transcript has 3 exons. The record is from RefSeq and is a predicted model, not a curated record. Lineage: Eukaryota; Metazoa; Arthropoda; Insecta; Diptera; Drosophilidae.